Molecule: messenger RNA, 846 nt
Organism: Aspergillus calidoustus
Lineage: Eukaryota; Fungi; Ascomycota; Eurotiomycetes; Eurotiales; Aspergillaceae
Source: the annotation of a GenBank genome assembly
AUGUCCCUCACUUUGAAACUCUCCUCCCUUGUCAUCCGGACGCUCUCCAAGCCGAUCGCCAAUCAAAUCAAAGCACAGGCCCGCGAACAUGAGCGUUUCCGGCGAAUCUGCAUCUCCAUGGCCCAAGCCCUCCACCGACUCGACAUGCGGCUCCGACUCGGUACCAUUCGCGACAAUGCCACAGCUCAACGGCGCGCCGCUGCAGAGGCAGAACUCAAGAAACACAAACCAACGUCGCCUACGGUAAAAACACAUGCAGACACCCGAGCUGAGGAGGAAGCAAUUGCCAAAGCGAAAGAAGCCGAGAAGCCGGCUCCGAAGCCCCAUAUUCGACCGCUGUCCGAGUCGAAAGCCAUCGAAUCCGGUGCGACAUUCAUCAGCGAAAGUUUUCUCUUCAUCGUGGCCGGAAGUCUGAUACUCUUCGAGUCGUGGCGAUCCAGGAGGAAAGAGACAACGCGGAGGGACGACGUUGAGGCUCGGCUCAAGGAGCUCGAAGAUGCGCAAAAAGUUGAUAGGCAGGCGUUCCUGGCCCUGGAGAAGGAGCUCAUAGCUCUCGAAAAGGAGCUUCUGAGAAAAAAGCUCAAGAACGGAGAGGUGCCCAAAUCAACCCGCAGAAUCCUUCCACGGGAGAUAUGGGACGUCGAGCUUGAGCCAGAAGUUGAGCCAGAGGAGCCGGGUUGGUUCUCUAGUCUCACAUCAUAUUUCCGUUUUGGUCAAACUCCAGAGCAGCAAAUAGAGAAGGUGGCGAAGAUGGAACCCCCCAAGGCCACUACAGAGCCUACAUCGUCGACGUCGGCAGUCAUUCCAUCAAAACCCGAGGCUGACAAGGAAAACAAAAAGGCUUAA